This is a messenger RNA of Trypanosoma brucei brucei TREU927, 1317 nucleotides long. RefSeq lists its product as hypothetical. The transcript has a single exon. Bases 1 to 1317 code for a protein of 438 amino acids. The record is from RefSeq and is a predicted model, not a curated record. NCBI's taxonomy places the organism in Eukaryota, Euglenozoa, Kinetoplastea, Trypanosomatida, Trypanosomatidae.
AUGGCUGACGUUAGCGCCGAUUCGGAUGCUCAAGUGGAGUUGGAACGUCUGAAUGACGUCAUUGACAAGUACACAUGCCAGGUUGAGCACAUCGACAACCUGUUGCAGGAACUCGAAGAAGAAAACAACAGUGAUAGCGUCUCACGCCAGAUUGCCGAGUACCAGUCCGCACUUGAGAGCCAUCCAGAGAACAUUCCCGCCGAAGACGCUCUCGAGGUCAUCACGCGACUGGAGAACACGCUGAAAAUUGUUCAGCGGCGCAACCAUCUUCUUGAGAAGGAGAAUGGAACGCAGAACCGACUGCUGGAGGAGCGGUCCAACGUUCUGCUCAACGCAACGAAGACGUUUGAUCACAUCGUGGACGUAACUGGAUGGCAUGACAAGUUCCUUUUUGAUGCUGAGGACCUGCGGAGCAAAGUAGCAGAUAUAAGAGAGAUGUCCAACAUCGAAGCUGUUGUGCAGAAGGAACUGCGUGUUGCACAGGGGAUUAUAAAGAAAAAGGAAGCGGCACUCCGUCAACUGGAGGAGCUUGUGGAACAGGGUAAGGAACAGGAGGCUGUACUGAACAAUGUGUACAACGACAUUCGUGUGAAGGAACGUGACUGCUCGGAAGUGGAGAUGCAGCUUGUACGACUACGAAAGAGUGUUGCCAAAACUGACGAGGCUCUGGCAGUAUUUGAUCUGCACAAUCAGAACGCUUCUUUGGCGUAUAUGGAGAGUGACAGGGACUACCUCAGGGAUUCUGUUGCUGAGAUGAAAUCAACAACACGCAGGCAAGACAACGUUAUUAAGGCGCAGCUGACUCGCCAGCAACAGUUGCAGACGCGACUUGAUGUAAUUAUGAAGUCCCUUCGAGAGAUGAAGCUCGACAAAAAGUACGAGCGCAACAUACCCAAGUCAGCGCUGGUGCCUUCUGCUUCCCGUGAGGAACCUGAAGAUGUGUCUAAGAUAUUGCCUGAGAGCGAGUGUAUUCCAGUCCCCACCUACCGUUUGCUCCACAAGAACAAUGAGAUGCUGCGCGUCAUAGUGAUGCGGAAGAAUAUGCUUGUGCUGGAGAAGAACGCAGUGAUUGAGGCACUUGAGGCUGGGCUUGCCAAAUAUGGCUCGGCGUUGAUAACCACAUACAAGGAGCAGCAGGAUUUGAGACAGAACAAGGACAUGGAAUUGAUCGAGCUUAUGGACGAUCUCCAACAGCAGCAUUCCAACUACCUUGAGAAGCUGGAGGAGUUGCGCCUUCAGAACGCAGCCCUAAAAAAGAAAAUGUAUCGCUCGACGCGGCAGCACGCGCCGUUGAAGGGAACCCGCCCAAUGCGAUAA